Molecule: messenger RNA, 1085 nt
Organism: Magnolia sinica
Lineage: Eukaryota; Viridiplantae; Streptophyta; Magnoliopsida; Magnoliales; Magnoliaceae
Product: protein THYLAKOID ASSEMBLY 8, chloroplastic
Exons: 3
Coding region: 59-769 (236 amino acids)
Biological process (GO): Group II intron splicing; chloroplast organization
Molecular function (GO): RNA binding; protein binding
Source: RefSeq, a predicted model, not a curated record
CGCAGUAUUCCUAGAUAAACAAAGUACUCGUAGCCUUUGCUGACGUACGGGAGUGGCCAUGGCUUCGCAGGUCCUGAACGCAGCAGCUCCGUGUGCGCUCUCAUCUUCUUCAGGUCUGUUAUUUGGUCCGCUUUCAAAAUCAAAAUCCAACGUCUACCAGUUUAAAAUAAGCUGCGGACCCAGAGACAACCGUGGCCCACUGGUUCGUGGCCGAACCCUGAGUACGGAGGCGAUGCUGGCCGUCCAGACCCUAAAGCGCGCAUCUGCCCGAGAGAGCAACGAGGACGACAUAAUCUGCAAGACCUUCCUCCGCCUCGUCAAACCCGACCUUCUCGCCUCCCUCCGGGAGCUCCUCAGACAGAACCAUUGUCAUCUUGCCCUCAAGGUUUUCGCGGCGGCUCGUCGAGAGCUUUGGUACCAGACUGAUUACUCCUUAUAUGCAGAGAUGGUUUCUGCAUUGGCGAAGAAUGGUAUGACACCGGAGAUUGAUUGUCUGGUGUCGGAUUUAUUGGAGGAGAGCUUUUAUGCUGGCGACAAUCGAGGGCUUGCCCGGCUAUUCAAGGUGCUGAUUGGAGCCAAUCAGGCAAAAUCGGUGGUCAAUAUUUACGGGUUAAUGAAGAGAGGGAAUGGUGAACCAGAUGUGUACAUAUUUAAGGUUGUGUCCAAAGGGCUGAGGAGAUUGGGAGAAACGAGUGCUGCUGAUGAGGUUGAUAAGGAUUUGGAGUGCUUCUUGGAUGGAAAGCUCAGGAGGAGUUAUUUUUCUGAUUGAGUGGGGCCCAUGAUUCAGCGGUCCAACUGUUUGAUAUGAUGCACCCCGCUGGGGAUGGCCCAUCCGCCAGAAUUCUCCAAGAUGGAAUUCUAACCCUUCAGUUGGUGACCAGCAAAGUAGAUAGUUAAGAAACAAACUACAUAGCAUUCCCUGGUCAACCAAAUUAAGGUAAAAAAUUCAAUGGAUAGUAUCUUCCAAUCUUGGAGAUUUUCUGCAUCUGUGAUUUCCAAUUGGUUCCAACAUUUUAAUAGUUAGAACAGAAAUGCUGAGGCACUUUACAUAAUAGAUCGUAGAGGUGAUUUGCUUCAUAUGUCAA